AUGUCCCACGUCCCCUUCGACCCCACCGUCGCCGAAUUCGACGUCUCCUGCGACGCCUGGCUUGCCACCCAUCAGAAAGACUACGCCGGCGUCCACGCCAGCGCCGUCGUCUUCCUCGACGGCCCCCCCACAUCCCCUGCCCGGAUCCUGCUCGUUCAGCGCGCCGCGACCGACAGCAUGCCGCUCAAAUGGGAGCUGCCCGGUGGCGCCGUCGAUCCUCCCGCGGCGGACGCGACCAUCCUCGACGGCUGCGCGCGCGAGUUGCGGGAGGAGACGGGCCUCAUGGCGCGGCGUGUGCUGUGGCGCGUCACCGAAGGGCCUGCGGGGGAGCCGCUGACGGUGUUUACGAACUCGCGCGGGACCAAAAUCUUCUGCAAGUUCGCAUUCGAGGUCGAGGUGGAGAGCCAGGAGCCGAUCGUCCUGGAUCCAAAGGAGCACCAGGCGUGGGUGUGGGCGUCCGAGGAGGAGGUGGUGACGGGAAUGGUGGCAGCUACGGACGGCGGUGACGGGCUGAGCAUUCCGCUGACCGCGCCACAUAUACGAAGAAUCACAAUGGAAGCGUUUCGAUUGAAGAAGGAGCACAACGCUCAGCAAUAG
Messenger RNA from Cordyceps fumosorosea ARSEF 2679, 597 nucleotides. RefSeq names its product NUDIX hydrolase domain-like protein. The record is from RefSeq and is a predicted model, not a curated record. The coding region runs from base 1 to 597 and encodes 198 amino acids. The transcript has a single exon. NCBI's taxonomy places the organism in Eukaryota, Fungi, Ascomycota, Sordariomycetes, Hypocreales, Cordycipitaceae.